AACUGUAUUACCCGAAAAACCAGGUUGUAAUUGACUCCGUACGAACACUGAUUACUACACAUUCCUAUAAUUCUGCUGCUACGGCCGUAGAAACUAGAGACAGCCUUCCGACUUCCAAAUACACUUAACUCACUUCCGCUCAGAACUCAAUUCGAUUUCAAAAUUCAAAACCAAAAACCCAAAAUUCAUAAAAUUACUUUUACUAUUAAUAUACAUAUAUAUAUUUUUUUGCUCAAUCAAUUUCAUCGAAGGUUUUCCAACACCGAGCAAUCACCGGCACGAGUAUCGCGGGACUUGAUCAUGAUCUUUGGUUUUUCUUCCCCACAUCAAUUCGUUUUGUGACAACACCUUGUAAGAUGUCUAGACCGAUGUUGCUUGUCUUUCUGUUGCUUAUACUCAUAAUCACUUCUCAGUUUGAGUGGAAACAACCAGUAAUAGACGUUGACAUGAAUCCGAGCAUCUCGCAGAAGCAACAACGGAUCUCAAAGAGAGAAGAAGCUGUAAAGGAAAAGAUCAUUUUAUCUCAAGAAAAGAACAUCCAGAGACUUAAUGAACUUGUUCGCAGUCUUCGCGAACAAUUGCAUCAGUGUAGGGGCAACAAUGAGAAAGCAAAUGCCACUGUACGCCCUCUAACUGAACACGUACUUGGACUUGAACGACAACAGCUUCUUGAGGGCUAAGCUAUAAUUUGAUUUACAGAUUCUUAAAAAUCCCUUCUUUUCUUCCAAAAUUCACGUUAAAGUCAAUAUUCAAUGUAAAUUAAACACCAAACUUCUCAUGAGGUCAAUGACCAAACCAAAAUCUAUGCUGUUUUCUUCAGAUGGCCAGUUGAAAAAUUUGUACGACAUUGGAUGUCAUUUCUCUUUAUACUUGCACUUCAAGUUGUGUCACUGUUUCUUUCUUUCUUUCUUUUUUUGAUAAUUAAGUUGUCACUGUUCC
This is a messenger RNA of Morus notabilis, 939 nucleotides long. RefSeq lists its product as uncharacterized. The record is from RefSeq and is a predicted model, not a curated record. Lineage: Eukaryota; Viridiplantae; Streptophyta; Magnoliopsida; Rosales; Moraceae. The transcript has 3 exons. Bases 357 to 680 code for a protein of 107 amino acids.